This is a messenger RNA of Purpureocillium lilacinum, 1344 nucleotides long. RefSeq lists its product as uncharacterized. The record is from RefSeq and is a predicted model, not a curated record. Gene Ontology annotation, molecular function: zinc ion binding; DNA-binding transcription activator activity, RNA polymerase II-specific. NCBI's taxonomy places the organism in Eukaryota, Fungi, Ascomycota, Sordariomycetes, Hypocreales, Ophiocordycipitaceae. Gene Ontology annotation, biological process: regulation of transcription by RNA polymerase II.
AUGCCCGACAGCAACAGCUCCGCAUCGACGCCGGACCACGCGGCGACGUCCCGCCGCCGCCCGAUCCCCCGCAAGGGCCACACCAAGUCGCGCGCCGGCUGCCCCAACUGCAAGCGCCGCAAGGUCAAGUGCGACGAGGUCGCCCCGGAGUGCGGCCCGUGCCGACGCCUCGGCCUCGGAUGCGAGUACGCCGGAGGCAGGGCCGGGCCCGUCGUCGCCGUGACGCCCCCGGCGCCGGCUCCCCUCCCGUCCGCGGCCGCCGCGCCGACGUCCACCGGCCCGUUCGACAUGUCCGACCUGCGCUUCUUCCAGCAUUUUCUCCUCUGUGCGUACCCGCCGCUGCCCAUCGGCGGCUGGUCCGUCUGGCAGCUCGUCUCGCAAAUGUCCCACGAGGUGAGCGGCGUCCCCAGCAUGCAGCUGCCGACCACGUCUAACGUGAGCCCGCAGUACGAAUUUCUGGUGCACGCCAUGCUGGGCCUCGGCGCCUCGCACCUCAGCCUGCUCACGCCGGCGGGCUACGUCAAGGACGCGCUGCGGCACCGCGUCGCCGCCAUCAAGCUGCUCAACGAGUUCCUCGCGCGGGGCCCGCACACGACGGCCAACGUCGACGCCGCGUUCGCCGCCAUCCUGUCGCUGACGUACCAGGCCGCGCACAUGCCUGACGGGCUGUACGACUUUCUCACCAUGACGCGGGGGUGCUUCCUCGUCGGGUCCCUCGUGGGCGACGAGUUUCGCUCUUCGGCCUUUCGCACGUUUGAGCGCGAGUCGUACGUCGAGCGCGCCGUCGAGGUCGUCACGCGCGAGCCGCACCACUUUCUCGACGGGGACCUGGUGGACGGCUUCUGCGCGAGCCUCGAGCGGCUGGGCCGCAUGUGCCAGAGCGUCGCCGAGGUGCAGUACCUGGCCAUGAUGCGGCAGAUUGCCAGGUCCUUCAACACCGAUGUGACUGAGAGCUAUCGCCAGCACACGUUCCUGUACGAGCGGCUGGGCCACCUGACGGCGGAGGAGUACGCCUCGUUUGUGGACCCGCGCAACGACACGGCUCGCCUCGUCAUCGCGCACAUGCUGGUGCUGGACUGCAUCAUGUCCGGACGCGUCGAAGGGACCGACGAGCGGCGGCCCGAGGCGGCGGGACUGCACCGCUACGACUCGCGCAACGUCAUGGUGUGCGUCUGGGUCGGCGACAUUUACGCGAGCCUGCCCCCGGAGCUGCGGUCUUACGCCGAGUGGCCGGCGCAGUUCGCGCGCAACCUGACGAGCCUCUUUGACGUCGACACGAGCUUCUGGCGGGAGGGAGGAGCCAAGAUGCCGCGCCUAGAGUGCGCGGAGCAGUUUGUACAAUAA